AUGGUUCUUAUAACGGACAGCAGAGAUGGUGGGGGAUCCUCUCCAGGAAAACGAGUGAAGCACACUAAAAGUACCGGUCCUGCCCAGGUCCAUCCAACAGUAGCCGAGGAGCCGUCUGUUCUUCCGGAUGAUGAUGAUGAAUAUCUUGGUUCUUGCGAGUCUGAGGGAGAUGAAGAUGAUUUUGAAGAGUAUGAUGACUUCUCCGACCUGCCCGAUACAAGAAGCAUCGCAUCCGAUGAUUCUUUCUACCCACCUGAUGACGAUUUCGCGGACUCCGAGCGGACGCUGUCCCCGGAGAGUCAGGAGUUUAUGUCCUUUUUCCAGGCUUGUUGCACCAAUAAUCCAGCGACUGUUAAAACAAUGAUAAAACAAGGCGUGACCGAGGAAGAGGUUCAAGAGACUGACAAGAACAACAGGACAGGACUGAUGGUGGCAUGUUACCACGGCUAUGUGGAUGUUGUCAUCGCCCUUUCCCAGUGCCCUCACCUGGAUGUGAACUGGCAGGAUAGUGAAGGAAACACUGCCCUUAUCACAGCCGCCCAGGCAGGUCACAUCAUCAUUUCCAACUACCUACUAAACUACUUUCCUGGCAUUGACCUUGAGCGUAAGAAUUGCCACGGUUUCACAGCUCUGAUGAAGGCGGCUAUGCAAGGAAGACUGGAAUGUGUCCGUGCCCUGAUGAUGGCAGGAGCUAAUGUGCAUGCCAGAGACAAUGGGCGGAAGCUCACCCCACAGGAGUGGGCCAUUUUCACGGGUCGUUAUGAGACAGCCUUCGUCAUGAUGCAGCUGAUGACUAAGCCAUGUCCAGAGCAGUUCUCCAUCUCCUACCGUCCAGAAUGGCCCUUGCUUUCUGAACUGGUCGCCAAAGCCCAAAGGCCCAAAGGCUGCAUACAAAAAGUCUCUGAGACCCUGCGUAACUUCUUUGACAUUAGCAACGUCACAGAGGCCUCAGAAGAUGGCGUGUUUGACCACAUGGUACGGAUGACCACCGCACUGAACAGUCCUUUCAUAGCCACGGCGUGUCACACCGUGUGCCCGGAUAGCCCACCGUGCGUUGGGAAGAGGCGCUAUGCUGUGCAGGAGAUUUUGAAGAACCAGCGAGUAGAACAGCUCAAAAGCCUGGGUCCGGAGAGACUGGAGAACUACAGACGUCUGUUCCAGAACUCCCGCGUCAUGCUUGUGCCUAAACCCAAAGAUCGACGUGCUAGCCUGCAGCCACAGGCCCCACGGGAAACCUCAUCCUCCACCGUAGCCCUACGCCGAGGUAGUUUACUCCCCCUUCACCUCUUGAGGAGAAGCAGCGUGCGGCCAGGCAUGGUGGUGCCCAAGGUCAGGAUCUCUAAAGCUCCCCCAUCCACGUACGAGCCAGAGAAAACUCACAGGAAAAGUAGCAGCAAGAGCGGACAAUUUCUUGAAAUUCCCAAGUGGAGGUAUAAAGAACUGAAAGAGGAAAGGAAGAGAGCAGAGGAGGCUGAAAAGAAAAGAUUAGAGGCCAUUGCAAAAAGACAGUUGUCUCCAGGCAAGAAGAAGUAA
Messenger RNA from Chanos chanos (milkfish), 1533 nucleotides. It is a transcript of the gene ankrd33ba, whose product is annotated as ankyrin repeat domain 33ba. NCBI's taxonomy places the organism in Eukaryota, Metazoa, Chordata, Actinopteri, Gonorynchiformes, Chanidae. The record is from RefSeq and is a predicted model, not a curated record. Gene Ontology annotation, molecular function: protein binding. The transcript has 4 exons. The coding region runs from base 1 to 1533 and encodes 510 amino acids.